This is a messenger RNA of Pseudozyma hubeiensis SY62, 5352 nucleotides long. RefSeq lists its product as hypothetical. The transcript is spliced from 2 exons. Gene Ontology annotation, molecular function: DNA binding. Bases 1 to 5352 code for a protein of 1783 amino acids. Gene Ontology annotation, cellular component: RNA polymerase II, core complex. The record is from RefSeq and is a predicted model, not a curated record. Gene Ontology annotation, biological process: transcription by RNA polymerase II. Lineage: Eukaryota; Fungi; Basidiomycota; Ustilaginomycetes; Ustilaginales; Ustilaginaceae.
AUGAGCGCUCAGGCAGGACAAUCUUUCGCUCAUUCCACUGCACCCAUUCGCCCUGUGCGCGAGGUGCAGUUCGGUAUUUUGAGCCCAGAAGAGAUUAGAGCCAUCUCGGUGUGCAAGGUCGAGGUCCCCGAGAUUAAGGAUGAGGCUGGCAAGCCCAGGAUCGGCGGUCUUUCCGACCCACGCCUCGGCACGCUCGACAGAAAUUACAAGUGCCAGACCUGCGGUGAAGGCCACCAGGAAUGUCCGGGCCACUUUGGUCACAUUGAUCUCGCGAAGCCCGUCUUCCACAUCGGCUACCUCGGCAAGGUCAAGAAGAUCCUCGAGUGCGUCUGUUUUCAUUGCGGAAAGCUCAAAGCGGACGUCGUCACGGACCCAAUCUUCGAUCAGAUCGUCAAAGCGACCCGCGGUAGCAGGAAGCGACGUUUCCAGCGCGUUUGGGAGUACUGCUCAAAGAAGAUGAUUUGCGAGGCCGACGAACCCAAGGAGGACGACGACAUGGGUUUCGAGGAGAACAACAGACCCGGUCACGGCGGAUGUGGUCGCAUCCAACCCAACAUCCGUCGCGAGGGUCUCAAGCUCUUCACCCAGUGGAAGAAGGGCAAGGGUGAGGACGAAGACGGCGAGGAGAAUGCGAUUGCCCAAGCCGAGAAGCGACCUUUGCCCGCUUCGGAGGCACAUACCAUUCUGAAAAAGAUGUCGAGCGAAGACAUCGCCACUCUCGGUCUCUCGGAAGACAACGCACGUCCCGAUUGGAUGGUCUUGACCGUCCUGCCCGUUCCACCACCCCCCGUCCGUCCCUCCGUCCAAGAUGGAGGAGAGGACGACUUGACCUACAAGCUCGCCGACGUCAUUCGCGCCAACGCCACGCUCAAGAAGAUGGAGCAGGAAGGUACGCCGGCGCACAUCUUGGCCGACUUCGAGCAGCUGCUCCAAUUUCACUGCGCGACGUUCAUGGACAACGACAUCGCAGGACAACCUCAAGCUAUGCAGUCGAGCGGUAGGCCGAUUAAGUCGAUCCGCGCGCGUCUGAAGGGCAAGGAAGGCCGUCUGCGUGGAAACCUGAUGGGCAAGCGUGUCAACUUCUCGGCGCGAACGGUCAUCACAGGUGAUCCGCUUCUCGAGCUCGACGAGGUUGGUGUGCCCAAGUCGAUCGCGCGUAACCUCACCUAUCCAGAGCGAGUCACUCCAUACAACAGGGCAUGGCUAUCGGAGCUGGUGCGCAACGGCCCGAACGACUACCCUGGUGCCAAGUACGUCAUCCGCGACACGGGUGAGCGUAUCGACCUGAAGUACAACAGGCGAAGCGACAUGGCGCUUCAGCCCGGAUGGAUCGUGGAGCGUCACCUCAAGGAUGGCGAUUACAUUCUCUUCAACCGUCAGCCCUCUCUGCACAAGAUGUCCAUGAUGUCGCAUCGCAUCAAGCUGAUGGACUACUCCACCUUCCGACUCAACCUCAGUGUCACGCCUCCCUACAACGCCGAUUUCGACGGUGACGAGAUGAACUUGCAUGUUCCGCAGAGCGAAGAGACCCGUGCCGAACUCUCGCAGAUUGCAUGGGUGCCUCGGCAGAUCGUUUCGCCACAGGCCAACAAGCCUGUCAUGGGCAUCGUGCAAGACACUCUUUGCGGUAUCCGCAAGUUCUCGCUGCGAGACUGUCUGCUCGAUUACCACCAGGUGCAGCAGGUACUGCUGUGGGUGGCCGACUGGGAUGGUGUCGUGCCCAUGCCCUGUAUCCUCAAACCGAAGCCGUACUGGUCUGGUAAGCAGAUCCUGUCGAUGUGCAUCCCAAAGGGUAUCAACGUGUUCUUGGAUAAGGAUAAGGGCUUGAAGAACAACUUCCUCAAGGACGACGGUGUCUACAUCGAGAACGGCGAGAUAAUGUACGGCGUUAUCAACAAGAAGGUCGUCGGUGCCUCAGCCGGCGGUCUCAUCCAUAUCAUCUUCCGAGAGAAGGGUCCCGUCGUCUGCAAGCGCUUCUUUUCCGGAGUUCAGCGUGUCGUCAACUUUUGGCUGCUACACAACGGGUUCUCUAUCGGUAUCGGCGACACGGUGGCGGACAAAGCCACCACGGACAGCAUCAACCAGACCAUUGCCGCAGCCAAGGCGGCCGUCAUGGACUAUAUCAAGUACGCCAGGCACGAUUGGCUCAAGGUCGAGGCUGGUAUGACGCUGCGAGAAUCCUUCGAGGCCAACGUCAACCGUGUGCUCAACCAGGCGCGUGACGACGUCGGCAAUCACGCCGAGGCCAGUCUGCCCGACUUCAACGCCGUCAAGCAGAUGGUGGUGUCCGGAUCUAAAGGUUCAUUCAUCAACAUUUCGCAGAUGUCGGCCUGUGUCGGUCAACAGUCCGUCGAAGGAAAGCGAAUUCCGUUCGGCUUCCGCCACCGCAGUCUCCCGCACUUCACCAAGGAUGACUUCACGCCCGAGAGCCGUGGCUUCGUCGAGAACUCCUAUCUGCGUGGUCUCACCGCGCAAGAGUUCUUCUUCCACGCCAUGGCAGGUCGAGAAGGUCUCAUCGACACCGCUGUCAAGACGGCCGAGACAGGUUACAUCCAGCGUCGUUUGGUCAAGGCGCUCGAGGACGUCAUGGUCUGCUAUGAUGGCACGGUGCGAAACUCGACCAACAACGUCAUCCAGUUCGCUUACGGCGAAGAUGGCAUUGACGGUGCACAGGUCGAAACGCAGACGCUGCUGACCUUGAAGCUCAACGAUGCCGACUUCCGCCACAUGUUCCGUGUGGAUCUGCACGACGGCGGCUUCAAGAAGGGCACGCUUCGUCCUGGUCUGGGCGACUGGUCGCAGGAGCUGCAAGACCUUCUCGACGAAGAGUUUGCUCAGCUCGAGUUCGACCGCCAACUCCUUCGCACCGAGAUCUUCCAAUCGGAUCAGGUGCAGGUGAAGCUGCCGAUGAACGUGGCGCGUUUGGUGCUCAACGCGCAGCAGAUCUUCCACGUCGAUCAGCGAAAGGCCACCGAUCUCUCUCCCGCCGAGGUCAUCAUUGGCCUGCGCAACGUACUGGACCGCCUGGUCGUCAUUCGCGGCGACGAUCCCAUCUCGCGCGAGGCGCAGAUGAACGCCACCCUACUCUUCAAGAUCCACUUGCGCUCGUAUCUCUGCUCGAAGAUGGUCAUCGAGCAGCACCACAUCAACAAGGAGGCUUGGGAGUGGAUUCUUGGCGAGAUCGAGGGCCAGUUUGCUCGCUCGGUUGCCAACCCGGGUGAGAUGUGCGGCACGCUUGCAGCGCAGAGUAUCGGAGAGCCGGCUACCCAGAUGACGCUCAACACCUUCCAUUAUGCCGGUGUGUCGAGUAAGAACGUCACGCUCGGUGUGCCGCGUCUCAAGGAAAUCAUCAACUGCGCCGAGAACAUCAAGACGCCGUCGGUGACGGUCUACCUCACUGGACAGUACAGCCAAUCGCAGGAGUCGGCUAAAGUCAUCCAGACUGCGCUCGCACACACGACGCUGCAGACGGUCACUUCGGCCGUCGAAGUCCAUUACGAUCCCGAUCCGUCGGCAACGGUCAUCGAAGACGACAAGGACUUCGUCGAGGCCUUCUUCGCCAUUCCCGACGAAGAGGUCGAGGCGAGCCUGGAGCGCCAGUCGCCGUGGCUGUUGCGAUUGGAGCUCGAUCGUGCUCAAAUGCUCGAUAAGAACUUGACCAUGGCUGACGUGGCUUCCAAGAUCAGCGCCAUGUUCGGGCAGGACAUCUUCGUGAUGCACUCGGAAGACAACGCCGAGAACCUUAUCUUGCGUAUCCGUGUGGUCGACAAUGACCCCGAGAAGGAGGCACAGGGCGAAGAGGAGAUCUUCCUCAAGAACCUCGCCUCGCAGAUGCUCGCCGAGAUCGAUCUCAAGGGAAUCAAGGGCAUCAAGAAGGUUUACAUUGUGCAGCAGGACAACAAGACUCGAAGGAUUGACCCUGUUACAGGCGAUUGGCGCACCGUUUCAGAAUGGGUGCUCGAGACCGACGGAAGCAACCUUGCCGAGGUGCUCGCCGUCGAAGGUGUCGACGCCAUCCGAACGAGCUGCAAUAACCCAGUCGAAAUCUUCCGCGUCUUCGGUAUCGAGGCCGCGCGUAACUCGUUGCUAAGAGAAACCCGCGCGGUCAUCGAGUUUGACGGUUCGUAUGUCAACUACCGCCACCUCGCGCUGCUGUGCGACAUUAUGACGAGUCAAGGUGCGUUGAUGGCCAUCACACGUCACGGCAUCAACCGUACGAACCAGGGUGCCCUCAUGCGAUGUACCUUCGAGGAGACCGUCGAGCUGCUGAUCGAGGCAGCGUCCAUGGGUGAUGUCGAUGACUGCAAGGGUGUCGCUCAGAACGUCCUGCUCGGCCAGAUGGCACCUAUGGGCACGGGCGCCUUUGAUCUCAACUUGGAUCUCGACAUGCUGAAGGAUACGAUCGUCAACCACGCGCUGCCCUACGACACGAUGCUUGCGUCACGUUCGCUCGACGCCGCGGGUGGCAAGACGCCAGGAGCCAUGACGCCUUACGACUCGAGCUCGCCAGCGUCAGACGAUGCUUUCCGCGUCCACGAGCAGGCCAUGUUCAGUCCCCUCGCGCAGACCGGUGGCGACGAGGGAGGCUAUAACGACUAUCUGCUUUCCGGAACGAGUCCUAUGCGCACGCCUUUGGGAGCACAAAGUCCCGCCGGCUACGGUUUCUCGCCCGUCUCGCCAGGGUACGUGCCCACCUCGCCCGGCUACGCCACCUCGCCGGCAGGUGCUCUUGGCGGCAUGAGUCCCUGGACCGGCAACAACGGCAUGGGCGCUACCUCGCCAGCUUACAGCCCGACAUCUCCGCGCAUCUUUGGCGGCGCCACCAGCCCGUCGUAUUCGCCGACAUCGCCGAGCUACAGCCCAGCCUCGCCGAACUACUCGCCUUCGAGUCCGGCAGGAGCAGGCUAUUCGCCUACGAGCCCGCGCAUGAGUCCGACGAGUCCUAUGGGUCGCUAUGGUGCCGCGACAAGCCCUCAAUACUCGCCUGCGUCGCCUAAGUUCUCGCCCACCAGCCCGAACUACAGUCCGGCCAGUCCCGCCUACACGCCGACCUCGCCUGUAUACUCGCCCACGUCGCCUGCCAUGGCUGGACGAGGUGGGGUCAAGGGCUUCAGCCCGACGUCACCCGCCUACUCGCCCACCUCACCGCAGUAUUCUCCGGCUUCGCCAGCCUUCUCGCCGACGUCUCCACAGUACUCGCCCGCUUCGCCUCAAUAUUCGCCGACAUCGCCGCAGUAUUCGCCUACCAGUCCAGCGAUGGGCGGCGCAUCGGGGCCUGGAGGGCCGGGCGCGGGCGGUGCUGCCUCACCUCGUCGCAGUCGCAUGUCGAACAAGCCGGCGUGGCAGCGUUGA